AGUCUUCUCUUGUGAGCGGUAGUGUCGGGACGCAUCUGGGCUCCUCCGACUCCCCGCGUCAAGAUACAAGUGAGAGCAAACAAAAGGAACAAACUUUAAAGUUGGGAAGUGAGUAGACCUUAUACAAGACUAACCAACCCGGCCAAACCAACGUACUUGGUGAGGAUAAUACAAGUGACGAGACCAACGUCUGGCACCGUGAGUGUGAGUGUGUGGGGCCGCACUGAAGGCUCACUUCCCUGGCCUGCACACCACGGCUGGCUGAGGACACUGUCAACACGGCAUCGUGGUUAGAGCAAGUGUGCAGGUGUGGCCAGACCCAGCAACAAUGACGCAUCAAUAAGCUGACAUUGUACUACCUGUAGCACCACCAUCACCAGAAGCACCGACACUUGUAACACAGCCACCUGUAUCACCGCACUUGUAGCCCCACCACCUGUAGCACAAACAUCUGUAGCUCCAUCACCUGUAUCAUCAAACUUUUAGCUCCACCUGUAGCUCCACCACCUGCAGCACCAUCACGACCUAUAGCACCACAUCCACCAGCUGCAGCAUCAAAACACAGCCAUCAGCACCAUCACCAACCCAAGUGUCACCACCAUUACCAUAUCUGCAGCACCAUCAUUUGAAGCACCAUCAACGCCAACUGCAAUACUUCCCACUGUCACCUCCAGCUUCAACACCAGUAACACACCCGCAGCUGCCCCAUCACCACUAAUGCCACCAACAUUACCAUACCCGCAGUUCCUCCAUCACCCUUAAUGCCACCACCAUUACCACACAUUCACGACCACCACCCCUAGAGCCACUACCACUACCACGCCUGCGGCCCCACCACCACCCACACCGUCACUAUGGAGUUUGGUCUGGACGCGUCUACGCUACAACUGUGUGCUCAGGCCAGAGGCCGGGUUGCAGGCUGCCCGACGCACCUCACCGUCUCCAGCUACAGAGACCUGCUGCACCAGCUCCCUCACUCCUCCCAGCCGGAGCAGGCUCGUGGCACAGCCCUCUAUGUUACGGCAGUUGUGGUGUUUUAUGUAGCACUGUUGCUGGUGUUGGUGGGGGGAGGGCUGAAGCGACGAGUCACCCGCUCCUCGACGACUUCUGGCCGUCGACACAUUCUCACCUACUCUCCCACCACCCGCAUCGCCAAGCCUGCCCUGGCCGACCACCACCCACAACCAGAGGCAUCGGCCACUCAAGUUUAGUGCGUCCAACCUCAAUCUGUGAGGCAUUAUCAACUUGGGCGAAUUGCAUCCACCUACAGCCAGAGGGAUAGCCACUACGGCCGUAGGGCUUCCACCCAUGUCCACAGGCAUAGCCACCUUGGGCGCAGUGCGUCCACCCACGUCCAGAGGCAUGUCCAUAUUUGGCGUAGGGCAUCCACCCAUAACCUGAGGCAUGGGCCACUCCAAUAGUGUGCUCUGGCCAAUUACCUUCCACAACAAGAGGAAUUGACCAUAAACAUGCUGAACUACGAAGGCAUCAUGGCCAGCAUAUAUAUAAUAAUAUCAGUGUGUCUAUACCCUAACUUCUCCCAUCGUUAUUUCCGGUGUAGGUAAUCAUGCAGACGAAUGUAAGAAGCCUUAGUUUUACUUUUAAAUAAUCCCUAUUUUAAAAUGUUCCCUUUAAUUUUAGCACACUGGUGAUGCUAAACAUGUAAUUGUUUUAUUUCUGUACAUUUUAGGACACCGUCGAUGGUGAGGACAAUGUAGAUCCUUAAUGACCUCAAACUGGGUCUUAACGUUUUUGUGUAGUAACGUACAUAUCAACCAUCUCCAAGAUAAGUAUAUAUACUAGUUAUAUAUAUAUGUAUAUAUA
Molecule: messenger RNA, 1824 nt
Organism: Procambarus clarkii (red swamp crayfish)
Lineage: Eukaryota; Metazoa; Arthropoda; Malacostraca; Decapoda; Cambaridae
Source: RefSeq, a predicted model, not a curated record